Molecule: messenger RNA, 6702 nt
Organism: Dendroctonus ponderosae (mountain pine beetle)
Lineage: Eukaryota; Metazoa; Arthropoda; Insecta; Coleoptera; Curculionidae
Exons: 37
Coding region: 228-6368 (2046 amino acids)
Biological process (GO): detection of mechanical stimulus
Cellular component (GO): membrane
Molecular function (GO): calcium channel activity; protein binding
Source: RefSeq, a predicted model, not a curated record
GCCAAAUGUUUUGACAGAGAUAAGCACUUGUCUCUGUUAUUGAUAAAAAAGUAUUUGCUCAACCAUUGAGGCUUUGAGGCUUCUACGUAUAGGAUUGAGGCCGUUUGAGGAUUUUUUGUAGGCAACAAGCUCUAUGACAGACUAUGUUUAAUAAUAGUGGGCAAUGAAUGGAAAAUUUGCUUGGCAAAAAUUCAAUUUAACUGACAGCGAUUUAGCGGCAGAACAAAAUGCAUUUUUUAUUGCUUUUUAUUUUAUUGAGUGCGAUUCCUGCGGCUCCCGCUCCGCAAAAGUGCGAAUUAAAAGAAAUUCAAAGCAUUGCCUGCUACGAUGCGAAACAAAAUCCCAUAAUGGCUGAAUCGGGGGAAGUAAAGUUGAAUGAUAAAAUAAUGGUGGUGGUUACGAGUGAAGAAGAAAUUUGCGCUGAGGCUCGCAAAGUGGUCCUUUUGGUAGUACCCCCUUCAGACGGCAAAUUUAAUAAAAAUAAGCCGGGGCCCAUUUUCGAACUCAAUGGAAAUCAGUUCGUCGUUGAACCGUAUGCUGUUGAAACGGCUGGACCCACCACUUUGAAAGUGUUUCGUUACGAUCAUCACAACAAUGCCGUGAUUGGAAAUGCUGCUGAGUUCAAAUUCAUUGCCACGUUCGUAAAACCUGCGGUCGCACUGCCAGGGGGCUCAGAGGAGUUUUACCCAGCCAACAGAAGAUCGGAGAUUACUACCCGAGCUAAGAACUUGAACAGAAAAGAUCACAGCGCCCAAGACUUGACUUUCAAAUGGAAAUGCAGCGUCAGUGAAGGAAGCGAGUCUGGAUUCUGCGGCCCGUCCUACAUGGACGACUUCAACGACCGGAACACCCUAGUUAUUCCCCCCAGUGCCAGCAAAGUGGAAAACGUAUUUUCGCUUUCACUGCAAGUGGGCCUGAGAGCCGAUGCAGACGAACAGUACACGGCUGUUUCAACCCAAACUGUUCGUUUCGUGCCUCGCGAGGACGGCGGAAGAUUGGACAUCCUGUGCAUAAAAAACUGUGUCCCCAAAGCAGAAGCAACAGUACCAUCCACGCCCCUCAUUCUCAAGGCGCUUUUGAGUGGAUGGACACUCACAUCCAAUGCCUACCUUUGGUGGACUGUUCAAGAUGCAAAAAACUCUGAAAUCGAUUAUGGCAAGUUGAAAUCCCGCAAAGGAGAGCUAUUUUACAUGCUCCCAGGCGGUCUAAAAGAAAGCGAAAAGUACACCGUCAAACUGCAAGCAAUCGGGGGCAGUAGAGAUCGCAUGUCUUCAGAGUUCGAGCUGGACACCACCUUGCCACCAAGCGUCUCAGAUUGCAUGGUGGAACCGUUCAAGGGAGUGGCGUUCCAAACUGAGUUCAAAAUAUUCUGCACUUAUUUUCCCGCUGAGAUUCUCUUUGAAAUAUACGCGAUGGAUAAAGAAAAGGAAACUUUCAUCCGUAAGGGUUCAGGGCGGUUGGAGGACAUGGUUUUUAUGCUUCCAGCCGGAUCUCCAUCCAAGGUGUUAUUAAAAGCGACCUAUUUUAAACUGGGGUAUACUCAAACUAUAGACAAGGGACUGUCUUCCAUGGUUGCACCGUGUUUAGAUCCUGCCAAAAUCGACGAAUCUGCAAGGGAAAAGCUGAAAAAAGCUUCAGAUCAUGCACAAAAUGGGCAUCCAAGUAUCGCUCUGCAAGGUCUAAGCGCCGUUGUUGAGGAAUACUCCAAAGUGGACAAUCCAAAACUGUUGAAAGCUUUGGAUCAGCAAGCGAUUUUUGCCAUUAACAAAAUUAAAUUCGAAUCCUCAGACAGCGCUCAGCAAGCUGUGGACGUGUUGGGGCACAUUGCUGGCAGGUACGCAGUUUCUGAUCCCGAAAUAUCCCUCAGAGCUACUGAGGUCUGCCUCAGAGCCAGCAGAGUGAUAGCGAACGAGGCAAAGUAUGCCAGAGGUGCAGAACUACUACGAACACAAGUCACGCAUAGUGUUAAAUCAUUAGCGACUUGCGCUCAGGCAGGUUUAAACGAGAAUCGGGAAUCCGUAACCAAAAGUCCUCCUCAAGUCUUAGUGCCCUCCACCAAACGUCCUCUAAUGCCUUCUGGAGAUGUUACGGAGGAUUAUGCGGAUUAUACUGAUGAUGAAUUGUCUGCAGACAAUAUAGCGCGGUUUGAGCAAGCGGCUGCAGCUAUGAAAACCAUGUGUUUCACUUCAGCUACUAUGUUGUCGAAUACAAUGGUUCCUGAAGAAGAUCCAGUGGUUACUAAGCAGGGCGCAUUCACCACUGUAGCUGGACGAAUGUAUUGCGAUGAAAUGGCUGCUGGAUCGAUGCAGGCGAAUGAUAUAGUGGUGCAGCCAUCUGAAGAGUGUCUGCAGCAAAACGUCCCUAUUGUGGACAUUUUGAUGUGCUCAACCCAGAAGAAUCCGUACUGGUUUAUUGACAACAUUCCCCUGAUCUCUCCGAUAGUCUAUUUGAAGUUUACUGGCACUGGGCGCCAGCGCUCUGCUAUAACUGUGGACUUUCAUAGAGAACUUUUCAAGAUCACUGUGCUGAAUAAGAAGGAAGUGGACAUACCAUUGAGCGUGCACCAAGCCACUUUGCCCACGGCGCCGUUAUCCAGCCUGGAUGAAUUCAGUUUCAACGACCAAAUUUCGAUGCAUCGCAUCUACGUGUUUCGCAAUCGGGGCUUUACUGUUAUCUUCGAAAAUAUGAGUUCAGCUGACAGUUUCCAGGCGACCUUAACCCGCUUUGCAAAGCCGGACCUGGGUUUAUUCCAGUCGCAGAAAAAAACCGUGACUUUCUCCGAUCCAGUGCUGGAUGUGACCGAGGUGCAUGACUAUGAUAGCUUCUGGUUCCUGAGCGUCCUCCCUACAGAUCAAAUGGUUCGUUCUGGAGGCACCAAGUACUCAUUUUCUGCAUCCUCUACUGGCUGCUUCGCGUGGAACGAGACUGGGAAGAACUGGGACUAUGCUUGCCAUGCUGCAAGUGGUAGAGUGGUUGCAACGACAAUCACUUGCUACUGCGAGUAUGGGGAAGUUUUCACUGCCUACGUGGAGGACAAUGCGGCCAACUUGGAGGAAAAUCUUCUAAUAGACUUCGCGUUGGAGACCAGGUUUUGCUGGGUUCUUUACAUAACGGUGGCAGCCACUUUCUUCGUUUUCCUCCUGCUGUUUUUCUUCGCCUCCUUUGAGCAGCCGGAUCACCUUUUAGACAGAGUUUUCUUCGUGGGCGACGUGCCCAGCUUCUACCAUUGCGCCUAUGUAGUGGCGAUCAAAACUGGAAAGAAGCGCCACUCUGGAACCACGUCCAAUGUGACCAUCAAGCUCAAUGGGACCAACUCGGACAGUUUGGCCCACGUUCUCAACUACCCAGAUCCAGAACUGGUGAUGUUCCAAAAGAAUACGGAAAUUUGGUUCGUGAUGGCCACUGAGAAGUCUUUGGGAGAUCUUGUGGGGAUGGAAAUUUGGUUCGAUUCGAUUGGAAACGAUACCAACUGGUAUUGCUCCAGAAUUGAGGUCUAUGAUAUUCAAGAGGACAAGUCAUGGCGAUUUGAGGUGAACCAGUGGUUCGACGUCGCGCGUCCCGACCAUCAGAAGUUUCUUCUGACUCCCGCUCCCGUAGGGACUGGAAUGCUGGAGAAAGGAGGAACACGCGUAGUUAAAGCCGUGAAAACCUUGCUGGGGAGGACGAGAAAGGAACUUAAUCUCUGGAAUGUGCUAUCAAAGGACCCGUUAAUGACGCGAAAAGAGAGAUUGGCCCUGCUUUUCCUAACUCUCAUCUCAAUCUACCUCAUUCUAAUGCUCAUGUAUGCCAUACCAAAUUUCGAUGAAUCCGACACGAUCGAUGGGAACACCUUUGGCUUCAAUGCCAAGCUAAUUUGGGCUCCAGUAGUGGCCAAUUUACUGGCUUUCCUGCUCACUUUUCCUUUGAUUUACGCCAUAAAACGCGGAAAAAUAUCGACUUCAAAGGGAAAACGACCGCACAGACUUCUGGCAAUAUCGUCUGCAGUUGUGACGACUGUUUCCUGGGGCUCAGUUGUUUUGCUAUCUACCGCCGGUUUAACUGUGCUGAUUGUUUGCGGCUUCUGGAUUCCGUUCGACACCAGCCUUUUGUGGCUGGUCUCAGCUGCAUUAGCCGUCUGCUUUAACAUGGUCAUUACGCAGAACAUUUCACGACUUUUUUACGGAUUUUUGGUCCAAAUACCCGCGCAAAUCCAGUCAUUUCAAGCGGCCACAAAGCGCUUUAUUCAGUUCGUCGAACUGCAAAGAAGCUGGAUUUACAAGAAGUUUGGCCCUUUGGCGCUCAGACCGUACUUGAGGCAUUUGUAUUUCAGUUUGGAUCCCAUAACUCUGAAGGAGAGAUUCAAAUGGGAAGAGACGAAAGUGGCGAUUUUCGAAAUUUUGGAGGACUUGAUGAUGAUUAGCGUGUAUGUGGCGCUUCUGUACGUGCUGCUGAUGUUUGACCGAGACGAACAAGCCAUUCACAGUCAUAACGAAAUUGAGAAUUUGCUGCUAGGCAAGGCUGUGAACUCGAAGAUUUCCCCUGAUUCCAUUUCACAGAUAGAGGAUUAUUUGGCAGAAGUAUUGCUUCCCACAGUUCAGUCGCUAGAAUGGUAUGGAAACUAUGUUCAGGAGAACCCUGGAAUGACCAAGGAUUUCUCCAAUAAAUAUCUGGGCAUAAUCCGUCUAAGGCAGCAUCGGACCCGGGAAAUAAAAUGUCAGCUUCCAGCUAUCCUGGCAAAGGUCCCCUGGACUUGUCGCCCGGACUUCCACAUGCUGAGAGAAACGAGCAGUUUUUCCAGAGGCUGGAAAGCACCAUCUGAUAUUUCCCAAAUCACCACGGAGCGCAUGGGCAACGUGUGGAAGUACACUGAUAGUAGUUUAUCUGGAUCUUCCAUAUAUUUUGGUGAAUAUGCAGCUUAUCCGGGAGGCGGCUACGUUGCGCCUUUGGGGCGCCAUUUGAGGAACUCCCUGAUCAAUUUGGAGUACUUGAAGAAGCACAAGUGGCUGGAUAUUCAAACCAGGGCGCUUUUUAUCGAGUUUUUGACCUACAACGCGAACGUGAAUUUGUUCAAUGGAGUGACCGUGAUUUUUGAAAUAAAUGCCGCUGGUCAUGUGAGCAAGGAUUUAAAGGUCCAAACCAGGAAGUUUCUCAUGAUAGACCAGGAUAGAGUGUUUACCAAGAAUGUAGUUUCCACCAUCUUUGUGCUGGCGCUUUUAGUGCUGGCGCUGCGAAUCGCCUACAAGAUCCAUAGGAAGAAAACGUUGUACUUUUACGAUGUUUGGGCUAUUUUGGAUAUUGUUAUUGUGUUCCUGAGCGCCUGCUCGAUUUAUCUGUAUUACGCCAGGCAACAUGCGAUCCAGAUCUACAUCGAUGCGGUAUCUGAGGCCAAGAACAACGAUUUUGUGCAAUAUUUUCAGCUGUUUGCUGCGGAUAAUGUUUUAACCGCAUUGUCAGCUACACUGGUGUUUGUGGCGACGCUUCGCUUAUGGAAGCUACUGAGAUUUAUGAUUAUAGUGAAAGUGGCCGAGAAAACCGUGCGGGAUGCUGGAACUUCCUUGCUCUUGUGCUGGGCCUAUCAACUGUUGCUGGUAGUUGCCUUUUCUGCGACUGGGAUUAUGUUCUUUGGCGGAUACUCCCAGAACUUCAAAAACUUCAAUUCCGCCUUCUCCACGCUGCUGCUGUUGAGCCUGAAUUUGUGCGGCACUCUCGAGUUGAACGAUCUGUACAAACAUCCGCUCGGCAUCGCUUUCUACAUACUCUACAUGCUGGUUUCGUUCUUCUUCAUCAACAUCUACAUUGCCAUUAUCAGCUUGUACUAUGCGGACUCGAAGGACUUUUAUGCGGACGAGCCGCGCUUUAUGCAGAAGUUCGUGCAGCAGAAGUGGAAGUUUUAUAAAAACCUGCUGAUGGUUCGUGGAAGAAAAAUGCGCGGUGGAGAAGACGAGAUCAACGAUGAUCGAAUAAUAAAGCCGAAAUCCGGAGAAAGAUAUCAGGACUGUUUCACAAUUGCGAAAAGUCGACUGGAUGGCAUGGCUUUGGUGACAAUUUGCGUAUUGCGGAACAUGGAAGAACAUCGAUCCAUGACCGAGAAGGAUUUUGAUCUGAUGUCGAAAACUAUUAAAUUGCUGCACGAAGAUGAGUCGACAGACAAACAGGUGUUUUUCACCACUGGCGAUUCGCGGCGCAUAACAUUUGUGGACGAUCGGAAAAUCCAGCAAAUCGCCGAUAUUUGCGAAAACCUAGUCCAGUACUGUAUGCGAAAAACGCGAGUUUCCAGACAUUUGCCCCCAUCAUUGAUUGAUGAACGGAUUUCGCGAAUUAACACAUUGAUUGAGAACAUCAGGAUGAUUGAGAGCGUUUUGGGAAACGUGCAAAUUCGCCAUAAGUGACUGAUUUUGUUUCGAUUUUAUUUUGCAUGGUACAGGCAGAUGUAUUGUUUGUGGCAAAUACAUUAAUGUUUCUCAUACCGUUCAGACAAGCGUGUAAUAAACAGCUCAAUCGAUGAAGCGUCUAUAAAAAUAUACAAAUACAUUUUGAAAUUCUUUGGCGUGAGCGUUAAAAGCUUUGAUUUGGAACCAAUUGUUCUAAUGGAACGAAUCUGGCACAUUCCAGAACGCCACAGGAAAAACCGCACAAAACCUGCCAUUUUAAUUCAUUUAUUUUGAAAAUUAAAUUUAAAUACAAAUAUCGAAAAGACCAAAUAAAUCCACGGGGUUAUUUUGU